Molecule: messenger RNA, 5000 nt
Organism: Aquila chrysaetos chrysaetos
Lineage: Eukaryota; Metazoa; Chordata; Aves; Accipitriformes; Accipitridae
Gene: PLGRKT
Product: plasminogen receptor with a C-terminal lysine
Exons: 5
Coding region: 128-571 (147 amino acids)
Biological process (GO): positive regulation of plasminogen activation
Cellular component (GO): plasma membrane
Source: RefSeq, a predicted model, not a curated record
GUCGGCCGCAGGCAGCGCGGGCGGGGAGGCCGGUGACCUGAGCGGAGCCAGCCGCAGCCGUAGCCCCCUCUGCCCGUGGCCGAUCGGCGCCUUUCCCGGAGGAGAGGUGAGGCGAGGCGAGGGCACGAUGGGGUUCGUUUUCUCGAAGUCCGUGAAUGACAGCCUGAAAGCUCAGCAGGAGUUUAUGGUCAUGAACUCACGGCUUCAGCUGGAAAGGCAACUACUGAUGCAGAACCAGAUGAGAGAGAGACAAACAGCCAUGCAGAUUGCUUGGACACGGGAAUUUCUCAAAUAUUUUGGGACAUUUUUUGGACUUGCUGCUGUAGGUUUAACAGCUGGAGCAAUAAAAAAGAAGAACCCAGGAGUUUUACUGCCAAUAGUUCCCCUGAGCUUUAUAUUUGCCUAUCAAUAUGAUAUGGGCUAUGGAACGCUGUUGCAAAGGAUAAAAGGUGAAGCAGAGAACAUAUUGGACACACAGAGCACUUUGCUACAAUUGCCGAAAGGACCGCUCACUUAUGAAGACCUGGAGAAGAUCAGAAGAUCACAGAGCAAGUUCUUCAUAGAAAAAUAGGAAGACUGUAUUAAAGCCUAAUAUCUGAAAUGUGAUUCUAAUACUGGGUUUGGACAUAAAUGAAUCAUUAAAAUUUUGAGAAAAUGAUGAGCUUUUAUAAAAUCAAAAUAUAAUUCAUUUUCUUAAAUCAGUACUUUCUAAAGCAAUAAUUUUCAUAUUGUAUGUAUCUCUUGAAAAUAUCCAUUGUUGCUGUAGUGUAUUUUUCUUGUUUAGAACGAAAUACUGAAUUUCCACUGUCUAUUUAGAGUCUGAAAAUAACUUUCACCUGUAAUAAAAAUGUCUGGUACUGACCAAACUCACUAUAACAAAAAAAAAAAAGUUAAUUGGUAGUUACAAAUUUGUAUAAAUAUGGUCAUAAUUUUCAAAUAUAUUUAAGGAUGCACAGCUGAAUUUGAAGUCAGGAAUAGACAGUCAACUUCUCUGAAGAAUAUAACACUUUUUAUUUGCCCUUCUUUAGGCAGUAAACUCACCAUCUCUGCUUCAAAUUCUGGAAUAAACAGCUUUCAUCAGAAGUAGAUUCAGAAGUAAACAUGUCACUUGCUAACUGUGUGUUUUACUCUUAGGAAAAACUGCAUUAAAGUAUGAGCAGAGAUAAUUUCUCAAAAAGAGAAAACAAAUUAUGUAGCUAUUUCCUGAACCUUUUUCAUGCUUGUUUAACAUUCUGAGACUCAGGAUAAUUUGUUUACAUAAAAUCAGAGUUUCACUACUAAGAUGAAUAUUAACUUUGGCUAGCAGCAAGCAAAAUUAUUAAUGUAUGUUUUUGUAAUGGGUAGAUCCAAGGGGCCUUACAAGUACUGAAAAACGGAGGGAUUUUUUGCAUGCCUUUACUCUAGCAUGGUCUAUACUGAGGAUAUAAUUUUAGUGUAUGUAUUAGUGUUCUGAUGUUACACUUGGCAAAAAAAAAAAAAAAAGCAUCUUUCUGUAUUGGAAAUUUUGUUUAAAAACAGAUUAUUUUGUGUUUUGGAUGGAAACUCUUAUAACAUUAGUCUAAUUGUGGAAUGAAAACCAAAUGCUCAAAAAGCAUCCAAUACUGAAUUAAGCCUAAGUCUGUAUUUACAAUUUGUUGAGUUAAAAAUUAAAUUCCAGCUGGAGAUUAUGCCCCAAAUCUGGUUUUGAAGAUUACUUGACUAAAAUUAGAAUAUUGUUACACAAAGACAGGUGAAUAUAUAAUAAAACAAAAGCUCCUCAAUGUAGAAGACAUUAAUAGCACAGUUUCCAUAGCUGUGUAAGAUUGAUUUCUGAAAGUGCAUUCACUUCUGCAUUCAAUCACUUCUGUAAUUGGUUCUGUCACCUGCAUGUUAACAAUGCAUACAAUCUGUAACAGAUUUCAAAUGUGGUACAUUUUAAUGUGCAGAGUGAUAAAAUGGGUUAUAAUAGCAUGUUUGGUUAUAAUAGUUUGGUCUACACUUUGGCUGUAUAGGAUUUACAGCAGUGAUUUUAAUUGUCUUGGAAGGUGUUCCUCAGCUCAGCCUAUGGUGCUACCCAUGUCCUCUGAGCUCACAAAAUGCAGCGCAAGACCACCUCACUUUUUCUGCCUGUCCUAUUAGAUAAUCCCUCACCACUUGCUGCUAUAUUAUGUACUACUCUUAGGACGUAUGCAUCCCUGUUUAUUUGUUUUGCUUUGAGUAACAGAUCAUCUACUACCUUUCCUCCAAGUUCUGAAGUCCACCUUGCUUUAAUUUUGAAGAAGUUGUAACAGCCUUUUGUGUUUUGAUCUGUCAUCUAAUGAUACUCUUUCUUCCAAGAAAGAAAAACAAUCCAGCUUGUUUUGGUAUUUGUAUGUCUCCACUUGUGCCUUUUAACCUACCUUUUAAUCCUAUGAAAGACAUUUUUGCAAGAGAGCAGUUUUAGUAGUCCAUACAGCAGUUUUACUUACAAAUCCUAGAAAAUUAGGAAAUACCCUAAUCCUUUCCACUGUGAAUUAGGAAUUAAUAUCUGUGCGUUUGGAAUAGAUUGCUGUCUGUAGUGUUGGCUUAAAAGGUGGUGUUAAACAAAGCAAGCAGGCUAAGCAAAAUAACAACCCAGAUGAUAGCAGUGUUAGGAGAUAACAGGAUAGCUAUUUAUUACUCCAUCCUAGCUAAAUUUGAAAUUUUUUUCUCCCAAAAGUUAAACUUAGAUCAAUAGUGUUAAUCCAUUACAAGACUCCACACUAAAAAGUGAUGGAAAUGGAGCAAGUUCAAUUCGGUGUUACACAGUGAGUAUCAAUCAGUGAAAGUUACCAAAUCUAUAAGGGAAAAGCAACAGGCUCUAAGCAGGACAGUCUAAUGCCAAACCCAGAAAUUGAUUUAAACAGGCUGCAUAGAAUGUGCCAAUGAUUUGAAGAACUUAAGGGCUAGUCACCUUUACCGUCUUGAUUUUUUACUGUUAGCUUUGCUUUUUUCUUGAUAGAGGCUUUUGUUUUGAAGAUGCUCAUUCUUUGUUACAGAGUAUUAAUCAAAAUGCUUGCAUGUGUCAAGCCCAGUCAUAUCUGUCACAUAGAUAUCUGGCUACAGAGUGGUUGAACUGUAUGAUUUCCUUUAGAAAACAAUGAAAGAAAGCAGGAAAGCUUACCUUUGACGGGUUCUACUUCAGGGAAUAGGUGUUUACAGCACAAGUUGCCUGUAAUCAUCAUACCAGUUGUACUCAUAGAAAUAAAUAAAUAAAACACCUAAAACAUCCUGCUCCCUUCUGUCAUUGGUGCUCAACUGGCUUCAGCUGUAAAACUUACUUUAAUAUGUCACAGAAACUGUCUUUGUUUUCAUGAAUCACUGGGGAAGAGAAGGAGAAUAACAGCAGGGGGAGCUUGUUCUGACCUGAGGGCACUACUCUUACUACCUUAAUCCUGUUGGUUUUUCUGGUCAUAAUGUCUGACAGCCAUGUCUCCUGAAUCAGUGUCACUUGGAGCAGGAAAGUGCUUUUUCUUCCAGGAAAGUGAGAAGUCAGUCAUGAUUAGGAUGUCAAAAUUAAACUCUCUGUGUUCUCAUUAUGGAUAUGUCUCAUUUAGAAUCCAAGAAAGUGCACGCUACUUCUGAGCCACAACUGCCUGCCUGACGCUUACCUUGUUAAUCUGGUUUUGAUAGGAUACAUGAGUAUUGUUGAGAAACAAGCAAAGUCACUUAUGGGGAGUCCAGUUUGGGCCCCUUCCUCCAUUCUUUGGAUGAAUGAUUUAACUUUCCUGAACCCUUCCUUAUGAUAGGGAAAGUUGAUUCUUGCAGCCCCUUCCUAAAUGUUUUGAAGUUGUUUUAUGACUAUGACUGCAUAUUACUGCUUUUAAAAGUAGAAGGGGAAAGCACUUAUGUGGACAUAUGCAAAUGAGAUCAUUUCUGCAUUAUUAUUUAAUUGGUUAAUCGGUCUUGGAAUUCAUUAUAUAAAAAUGCUUGGAUUUCUUCAUUUUUUUAACUAUUAGCUUUCUUAAAGGUGAACUGCAUUCUAAAACCCACAAUCAGCUGAUGAAGAUAGCUGGAUAACGCUGAUACUUAGUCACCAAUCACAUGCAUGCAGUGGUAUUUCACAUUUCCUGCACCAUCCUGUCUGGUACUGAGCAAACUUAAGAAAUAUUUUAAAUUCAUGUUUGGGCAGCUUUCAAAAACUAAGUAGUUCUUGCAGCAGUGAAUUGCAUGAAUUUGAAGUGAAGUCUCUGAAAAAAGGCUAAUGAAGUCUGCAUUUCUUUCCUACCUCUGAACUUCUGUGUAGAUUGUCUGACACUUAACAUGUGAAUAAGCCUUUCAUUCAAGGUAUUCAAGGUUAUCAAGGUAUUGUUGAAAGGCAUCUUCUUUAUUUAGCCACCUGUUUUCAUGAAACAUCCUCUACCUUCUAUACACUUUGAUUGCUGUUGGCCAACAGAUUCAAAAUUUAGUGCAAGGGAGAGAAGUGGUACAAUCAUCUUUACCUUAUUUUAGGAAACUAAAAAAUACAAAAUACUUGCAUUGAGACAGUACGCUGCGUGUACCUAUCUUGAUCCUACAGAUCACAAAUGGAAUUUCAUUUCUUUGUUCUGCUGUUGUCUGUUCUUUGUAAUACAAACAGUAAGAAGGUGGAUAGUUACUUCAGAAUUGUUGUAUUUAAAUUAUUUAUUUUCUUCUGCAUGUAUUGUUUUGAAUAGAAGUAGUUGUUCUAGCUAUGAUGAACAGAUAAACAAACCUAGCCUCUGACUUGAUUUAAAUUGAUGGCAAAUUACUGAGAGAUUGCCAGUUAGGCUCUUCUGUGUAAAGUCCUGUAUGGUUUAAAGUUAUAUGACUAACAUAGUAAGUUUCUUUACAACCUGCUACUCAAAUCACAGUAUAGUUGAAAGCCCUAGAUGCAAAGGCAACGUUCCUAAAAUACAGCUGGAGGAAAAAUACUGAGCAAUACACCCUACUAGUGAAACUGCAUUAAGCAUAGUAACAUUAAGCAAUGUCAAACUACCGCCAGCUUAUUCAGAUACGAUCCUUAAUAAAACUCAUUAAGUCGC